Molecule: messenger RNA, 610 nt
Organism: Pseudonaja textilis
Lineage: Eukaryota; Metazoa; Chordata; Lepidosauria; Squamata; Elapidae
Gene: TMEM254
Product: transmembrane protein 254
Source: RefSeq, a predicted model, not a curated record
AAAGGCUCUUCUUCUUCCGUGACUCGGGCAGCCGUGAGCAGAGCCAACCCGGAGGAGAAUGGCAUCCCGCUCGGCGUCCGCCGCUCGGUCUCAAAACCCGGCCACCUACUUCCGAAGGAGCCGGCCGUUUUUCGUGGCGGUGAUCGCGGGCGCGAUGCUCUACUACGGGUGUGCUGUCUUGGCACCUUUAAUAAUCCCCUAUGACAGUCUUGGUCCAUUAGGAAGAUUCACAAGAUAUCUGCAGGAGAACCACAGAACUGUUUUCCGUGGAGGAUAUGCGGUGGCUUGGUUAAUUCAUGUCGGAGAAGCGUGUUUAAGUAUCUGGUUAUGCAAUAAGAAAGGCAUCACGGACAGCAAGACGCAGCUUUUGUGGUUCAUUCAAACGCUGCUCUUUGGCUUCGCUUCGCUUUAUUUCUUGGUAGUUUACAAGCCACCCAAGAAAACCCAGUGAAGAAUUGGAAGCGGAAAAGGAAACCGAAAUGGGGUGAUAUAUUGCCCUAAACACCGAAGGAUCUCUCGGUAUUUUGGCAUUUCACCGAAAACACCUUUCAACUGUUGCCUGGAAAGACAAAAUAAAUAAAUAAACUUUGGUUUGGGGGCACCCUGGUGA